AGCUGGCUUGAGCAACUGAACUGGAAACAAGAUGCAGGACCCCAACGCAGACACUGAGUGGAAUGACAUCUUACGCAAAAAGGGUAUCUUACCCCCUAAGGAAAGUCUGAAAGAAUUGGAAGAGGAGGCAGAAGAGGAGCAGCGCAUCCUCCAGCAGUCAGUGGUGAAAACAUAUGAAGAUAUGACUUUGGAAGAGCUGGAGGAUCAUGAAGACGAGUUUAAUGAGGAGGAUGAACGUGCUAUUGAAAUGUACAGACGGCAGAGACUGGCUGAGUGGAAAGCAACCGAACUGAAGAACAAAUUUGGAGAAGUUCUGGAAAUCUCAGGGAAGGAUUGUGUUCAAGAAGUUACCAAAGCUGGUGAGAGCUUAUGGGUCAUCUUGCACCUUUACAAACAAGGAAUUCCCCUCUGUGCCCUGAUAAAUCAGCACCUCAGUGGACUUGCCAGGAAGUUUCCUGAUGUCAAAUUUAUCAAAGCCAUUUCAACAACCUGCAUACCCAAUUAUCCUGAUAGGAAUCUGCCCAAGAUAUUUGUUUACCUGGAAGGAGAUAUCAAGGCUCAGUUUAUUCGUCCUCUGGUGUUUGGCGGCAUGAACCUGACAAGAGAUGAGCUGGAAUGGAAACUGUCUGAAUCUGGAGCAAUUAUGACGGACCUGGGGGAAAACCCUGAGAAGCCGAUUGAAGACUUGCUGCUGUCCUCAGUGCGGCGCCCUGUCCUCAUGAGGAGGGACAGCGAUUCCGAGGGUGACUGAGGCUGCAGCUGCUAU
Messenger RNA from Symphalangus syndactylus (siamang), 766 nucleotides. RefSeq names its product phosducin-like protein 3. Gene Ontology annotation, biological process: protein folding; angiogenesis; positive regulation of gene expression. The record is from RefSeq and is a predicted model, not a curated record. NCBI's taxonomy places the organism in Eukaryota, Metazoa, Chordata, Mammalia, Primates, Hylobatidae. Gene Ontology annotation, cellular component: cytoplasm. Gene Ontology annotation, molecular function: protein folding chaperone; vascular endothelial growth factor receptor 2 binding.